AUGUCUCUUGAUAACUUUUUUGCGUCUACUGCAUCGAGCAAAAAGAAGAAAGGAGGUCGGAAAGCUGGGGCUAAUGCUAGCAUAGCCGCAGCUAAUCAAAACGACCAAGACGAUGCGGCUGAAGACAUGGAGCAGGGCUGCACUGUGAGCGAUGUGGAAGAAGCUAACACUCUAAAAGAAGACAUCAUAGUAGAGCGGGUUACCAAGAAUAUCGAAGAAAUAAUGGACAGAAAAGUAACUGCAAUUCUUAAACCAGUCUCUGAACUUGCAGAAAAGUUUGAUAGUAUGACGCGGCGAAUGGCUGCCGCUGAGCAGCGCAUCUCUGAUCUGGAAGACGCAACAACGAGAAGCGCGCCAAGGAUUGAAAGCAUGGAGAAAACUAUUGGAAAAACACUGGAAAGGCUGGACAGCAUCGAAAACCAAAGCAGGCGCCAGAACAUUAAGAUUAUGGGACUAAAAGAAGGCAUCGAAGGCAGAGAACCGGCGGCUUUUUUCGAGGAGUGGAUUCCUAAAGUGCUGGGACUGCAGCAGACACAGAUCAAAAUUGAAAGAGCCCACCGCACCGGACCCCCGGCCGGACGAAGGGACCCAGACCACCCACGGGCAGUCCUGUCUAAAAAUUCUACGGCUGUAAAAAAUAUUCUUGAGGAACUGAAUUUAAUAGACAUAUGGAGGCAUUUUAACCCCUCCAUAAAAAGUUUCACUUUUCACUCGUUGCCACAUUCAACGAUGACACGCAUUGAUUAUUUGUUUAUGUCAAAUCACUUGGUCCACCUCGUGGAAGAAACGGAGAUAGGAACUAUUUCCCUCUCUGACCAUGCUCCUUUUAGGCUGGCAAUGCAUCCGCCCAGACCAUUGGAUCGCACAGCCUCAUGGAGGUUAAACAGAUUGCUGCUGCUAAAUGAAGAUUUUACAAAAUUGCUAGAAGAGCAGACAGACAUCUUUCUAGAAUUCAAUGACAAUAAUAAUACUGACCCCAGAUUGGUAUGGGAUGCUUAUAAGGCAUAUAUGCGGGGUAUAAUAAUAUCAUAUUCCAGUCGUAAGAGGAAAGAACAAUUAGCAGAACAAAAUAAAAUUGAAAACAAAAUUAAAAAAUUGGAAGAGGAAUAUAUUUUAUCUAAAUCUGGUAAAAUUCUAGGGGAACUCAAAACAACCCGGGCCUCACUAUCUGAUCUGAUAACAAAGAAAAGGAUAUAUUAUUUGCACGGCAAAAGUUCUUCGAACACGGACGAAAGUGGUCAUCGUCAUAUGGAUAACAGACGCAUAAAUGAAUGCUUUAAGCAGUUUUAUGAAAAAUUGUAUUGUUCUGAAGUAAAAAAAGAUGCACUAGAGCAUGAACUGCUGGAUGAAGUUAACCUCAUUAAGAUGAUAAUUCUCCCUAAGUUGAUUUAUCCAGUGUCUAUGCUGUUUUUGUUUAUUGACCCUAAAGACUUAGCUGGAAUCAAUAAAGCAAUAUCAGAAUUUAUUUGGGCAGGCAGGAAACCUAAAAUUAAAAUGGAGGUUUUACAACUUCCCAGAACCUUGGGUGGAUGGGGUCUGCCCAAGGUUGAGAACUAUGUACUGUCUAUACAUGCAAGAACUAUUUCACAGUGGGCUAUCCAAAAACACGCUAAUCCAUGGCUCGAGAUUGAGGAAAGUGUCUGUAAACCUUGUCGCCCUAUAAAUAUGCUAAAUAAACAAAACAGAGAACUACCACUCAUGGUAAAAAAUAAUUUUUUAAUUACUAACACAAUUAAGGCAUGGGGCAUUUUGAGGAAAUUGUUUGGUCAGAACAAAAAUUUUUCGUCUCUGACAACACUUGUAGAUAAUCUGGAUCUGACAACAUUUGAGGACUUAAGAACACAAUAUGACAUCGUCUCCAGGGACUUUUAUAAAUAUCUUCAAGUAAGGCAUUAUGUCAAGGCAAAAAUGGACUCACUUGAGUUCCCAGGGGAUUAUUAUUUACUUGAAAACAGUAUUCUCGAUUGUCAUAAACGUGGGAAAUUUGUGUCAAGAUUCUAUGCCAUAUUACAAGACCUAAAGAAAGAUAAUAUGGAGAAGUUGAGAACAACCUGGAACAUAACUCUGAAAAGUACAAUUGAUUUAGAG
Messenger RNA from Menidia menidia (Atlantic silverside), 2088 nucleotides. The record is from the annotation of a GenBank genome assembly. Lineage: Eukaryota; Metazoa; Chordata; Actinopteri; Atheriniformes; Atherinopsidae.